Molecule: messenger RNA, 2249 nt
Organism: Octopus sinensis (East Asian common octopus)
Lineage: Eukaryota; Metazoa; Mollusca; Cephalopoda; Octopoda; Octopodidae
Product: inositol polyphosphate multikinase-like
Exons: 7
Coding region: 277-1242 (321 amino acids)
Biological process (GO): inositol phosphate biosynthetic process
Cellular component (GO): cytoplasm; nucleus
Molecular function (GO): inositol tetrakisphosphate kinase activity; inositol-1,4,5-trisphosphate 3-kinase activity
Source: RefSeq, a predicted model, not a curated record
UCGUCUGUUUGUGUUUGCAAAAUAACUAGAAAACGGCAGAACGGAUUUUUUACCGAAUUUAGCAGAAAUACAUAUUUAGUGAGUGGCUCGAACUCGUUAUUUUGGUUUGAUUAUCUUCAAAACUGCGGACAGAAGAACAAAAAGAAAAGUUGACCCAAGGACUAUUUGAACUUGGAACAUAAGCAACUCUAAUUAUUGCAGAUUUUUCUUAUAUUCGUGAAGUUUCCACCUGGUUCACAUUGGUGGUAAAACUCCAAACUGCUUUAAUGUUGAAUCAUGGCUACGACUCAGUCCGACAACAAUUUCCGUCAGCUGCCACCUGGAACAAAACUUUUGGAUCACCAAGUAGCCGGGCACCUUGUGAAUCAAAAGAACAACGUAAUACCUUUCCUUCAGACAAAGGAUAAGACUUUACUGAAACUCAUCCAACUCCCACCACGGGGUCGUCGUGAACUAAAUUUUUACCAGACUGUCUUUGAUGAAAAGGCUGAGUCAGAUCCCAUCCUCAGACGCUUGAAGGACUUCUUACCGUACUUCUAUGGCACUUGCAAAUUCGAUAUUUUCCCUGAUGAACUGUACCUUCACUUGGAAGAUAUGACAGUUGAAUUUGAAAAAGCUAGUAUUGCUGACAUCAAGAUUGGAAGCCAAACUUACGACCCCGAAGCUUCUGCUGAGAAAAUUCAAUAUGAAAAAAUUAAAAAUCAGUUUUCAACGGAGGUUGGUUUUAAAAUGGGAUUUCGGGUGUAUCGUCCUUCAACUGAUACCUUUCAUUUCCCCUGUCGAAAGAAGCUUCUGCAACUUGACCAGUUUCGAAUUUUAGAAGAAGGUAUUGGUGAAUAUUUUAAUUUGUCUGAAAGUUUACGCAAAGAUGCAGUCUUUGCAAUCUUACUUGAGCUCAUCGACAUCAAAAACUGGUUUGAAAAUCAACGAAAAUUUGCAUUUUAUUCCUCUUCCUUACUGUGCAUUUAUGAAGGGCUUUGGCCUUGUAAGCAGCAUUUAGCAGCAGUGUCCCAAUUACCUCCAUCAAAUCAUUCUAUUGUAAACAAAAACAACGGUGAUUGUCGUGCAAUGACAAAUAUCGAAGAUCUUCUGCAGAGUUCAUAUGGCAAAAGAGAUUCUUGUGUCAAAGUGAAGAUGAUUGAUUUCAGUCAUGUGUAUGCAACAUGUGAAAGGGACAAUAAUUAUUUAAUUGGAUUGGACAGUCUAAUUAACUAUUUAAAAAGGCUACUUACAGAGUUAUAAAAUUGCUAAUUAAUAAAAUAUCAACUCCAGCAAGUCAGCUCCAGUCCAACGCAGCAACAGAUACAAACUGGUUGUUCCGUCUCUUGCUGCUGACCGUCUCGUUUACUGCUUUUUAUUUUUAUGCUUUCACAGCUUUUAACACUUUCGGACAUGGUAUAUAAUAAUAAUAUAAAAUAAGCUACGUGAAUCUAAAGAUUCAGGUAGCUUAUUUUAAUAUUAUCAAAAGUAACAACAAAAUAUCAGAGUGGAUGGAUCAGUUGAUAAACUGUGCUUGAAAUCCACUGAAAAUGUUUAACUUUUGAGAAGGUCCACUUCAUCAUUGAGAUAAACAAUUGAGAUGAUGGGGAGAGAGAGAUAAGUCAUAAGGAAGCAGCUUCGUUUUUAGCAAACUGCUUCACCUCAUGAAGGUGUGGCUGUUGGAGUUUGCUGUAAAUUCAUCACAAAGUAAUGACAUUUACCUGACAAAUCUGUCAUGGUUUUUUUUCCCUUUUUUUUUUAUCCACUGAGUAAAUGUAUUGUAAAACAUGGAAACAAACCGUUUUAUGCUCUGAAAAUUUUUAGAAAUCUUCCAAAAAGAAUAAGACAUGAAGUAAUGAAUUAACAGUCUCCAGUAAUUCUGUAUCCUACAAAGAAACAAUGUAGUUCUGUGAGAAGGAUUCAAUACAUCGUCUAUAAAUAAUGAAAUAAGAAAAUAUUGAAUUAUUUGAGGAAUUGCUCAUAGGCCCAGGAAUGUGGUUAAGACGUGUGCUUCCUCAACCACAUGGUUUUAAGUUCAGUCCCACCGUGAGUCGCCUUGGCUAAUGAAAGCCCUCUGAAUGGAUUGAGUAGACAGAAACUGAAAGAAGCCUGUCACGUAUCUGUGGCUUGUGUGUCUGUCCCUCCAUCUUUGUCUUGACACGGGUAAUUGUUGUGAAUAAGGGACACUGCCAUGCAUUUGAAAUACUCUGUGAAUACAAGUCUGACCAAGGGGCAAAUGUAACCUACUUAAUAGGAAGAGUAUCUGACCA